Rosa chinensis is the source of this 1111-nucleotide messenger RNA. RefSeq lists its product as uncharacterized. Lineage: Eukaryota; Viridiplantae; Streptophyta; Magnoliopsida; Rosales; Rosaceae. The record is from RefSeq and is a predicted model, not a curated record. The transcript is spliced from 5 exons. The coding region runs from base 179 to 1111 and encodes 310 amino acids.
UAGUAUUUUAGUAUGAGCUUUACUUUAUUAAUAGGAUUACAAGUUGUAACUAACCCUAAAAAGAAUUCAGAAUAAUGUUUAGUCUAUUACUAAUUUCUGUAGCAAUUAUGAUUAGUGUGUCUAUUAUAAGGAGUAAUCAUUUGUCAUUUGUAACUAUUAUGUACUUUUGAAUGCAGUUAUGGCACCAAAGAUGAGGCACAGCAAGAUGAAGAUAUUAUUACAAGAGCAUCAGGCUGGAGAUCAUAAUGAUAGAGAUAGAAUGCAAGAAAUGUAUGAUUGUCAGAAUCUUUAUACCAGUAUAACUAAGGCUGAAGGAUCUGAAUCAAGAACUUCUCGAUGCAACAAUGUCAACGUAUUUCAGCAUCAAAAGAAACGAUUAAGAAGUGAUGAAGGAAAUGUUACUGCAAUAGAAAAGGAGUGUGUAUUCAGCAAUCCAAACUCAAACGUUUUUGCCACAGAGGCAUCACGGUGUUUAGAAAACUAUUGUUCUCAAUUUGUGCGUGCAUCUGAAAUAAGAGGUCAAGCUACGUAUAUAGUUGGGCAAGCAGCAUAUCAAAGAAGUAGACAAGUAUCAACUGUGACGUAUGAAGAUUCAGGCGAUAAUAUUCAUACAUGCUCCUACUGUAACGCAUCUUUUUGGUUUGGAGAGGCGCUUAAACGAUCAUCAUCAAAUCAACCUCUUAUUUAUACAAACUAUUGCAAGAAAGGCCAAAUCAGACUUGAAAAGCCAAAGCCAACACCUGCUUUUCUUGAAAAAUUAUUGGAACCAAAUAAUGGUUUACAAAGUCGACUUUUCAGAGAGAAUAUCAGAGUUUAUAAUUCAAUGAUUUCUUUCACAUCAAUGGGAGCAGCAAUUGAUUAUAAAAUAAAUACUGGAUCAGGGCCUUAUGUUUUUAAAAUUAGUGGUCAAGUUCAUCAUUUAAUGGGUUCUAUAUUACCUUCUAAUGGGGAAUGUCCUAAAUAUGCUCAACUAUAUAUAUAUGAUACAAAAAAUGAGGUUUCAAAUUGUCUUAAUGCUAUUGAUCCUACACAUGAUAAUAUAAAUAUCAAAUUAGAAAUUGUUGAAGGACUUAUUAAAAUGUUUGAUGAAAUUAAUGAAUUAGUGAAAUAA